This is a messenger RNA of Centropristis striata (black sea bass), 1596 nucleotides long. RefSeq names its product glucose-6-phosphatase catalytic subunit 1-like. Gene Ontology annotation, molecular function: glucose-6-phosphatase activity. The transcript is spliced from 5 exons. Bases 1 to 1095 code for a protein of 364 amino acids. Gene Ontology annotation, biological process: gluconeogenesis; glucose 6-phosphate metabolic process. Gene Ontology annotation, cellular component: membrane. Lineage: Eukaryota; Metazoa; Chordata; Actinopteri; Perciformes; Serranidae. The record is from RefSeq and is a predicted model, not a curated record.
AUGGAUUUGCUCCACAGCUCCGGUGUGAGCAGCACACAUUACCUGCAGACCCACUUCAGCCAGAGCCAGGGAUAUUUCCUGUCAGUCUCCAUGGCAACGGACAUACGCAACACAUUCUUCCUGUUGUUCCCCAUAUGGUUUCAUGUCAAGCAAGCUGAGGCCAUCAAACUGCUGUGGGUGGCGGUAGUGGGAGACUGGAUCAACCUGAUGCUCAAAUGGCUUCUGUUUGGAGAGCGUCCCUAUUGGUGGGUUCACGAGACUGGUUACUAUGACAACUCCUCUCAGCCACUCAUAGCACAGUUCCCUAUGACCUGUGAGACCGGGCCAGGAAGUCCAUCAGGUCAUGCCAUGGGGGCCGCAGCAGUCUACUACACCAUGAUGUCAUCGCUCCUCGCCACAGUGCUGAAAAAAGAAGGACAUCAAAUUAGGAAAUGUAGCAUGUUUGUCCCCUCCAGGUGUGUGCGUGUCUCACUGUGGACGCUGUUCUGGUGUGUGCAGCUGUGUGUGUGCCUCUCCCGGGUCUUCGUCGCCGCUCACUUCCCACAUCAGGUCAUCACCGGAGUUGUCAUAGGUAUCCUGGUGGCAGAGUCUCUCAGUCGGACCCAGAAGAUUUAUAACGCCGACCUGCGCUCUUACCUCCUCACAUCGCUGCUCCUCCUCUCCCUGGCUCUCCUCCUGUACUUGUGCCUCCAGCUGGUCGGUGUCGACCUCCUCUGGAGUGUGGAGAAGGCCCGGUGCUGGUGCCACCGAGCCGAGUGGGUCAGCGUGGACACCAGUCCCUUGGCCAGCUUGUUCAGGAACACUGGGGCCCUGCUGGGCCUGGGCCUGGGGCUGCACUCUCCUCUGCGUGCUCACUCCAAAGCAGUGGUGGCCAGCAGGGGGGCUGAGGGCGCCGUCUACAGGUCAAUCUGUGUCAGUGCAACACUGGUGCUUCUACAGUUAUUUGACUCUGCUUUUAUGCCGCCUGUCCACAGUGGAGCUUUAUUCUAUCUCCUGUCACUGUGUAAAAGUGCCAUGGUGCCUCUAGCUACUGUGGCAAUUGUUCCCUACUGUGUCACUGCAGCUCUGGGAUACAGAGGGGAGAAGCUGCUAUGAGGUGGUGGGCCUUACAUCACAUAUGCUGAUGAAUGGGUGGACAUUAGUGCUUCUUUUAAUUUAUGUCCUUUUGGUCUGGUUUGGUUUUUACUGGUUCAGCGUCACCAUACACAAAGCCAGUACCAUAAAGAAAUGUUUUUUCCUUGUUUGAAAGAACUUGACUGGUCUGCACAGAGCCCUGACCCCAACCAAGACCUGUGGGGUUAUCUGGAUUGAUAACCAACUGUGGGCCUUUGUAAACAUACACCAAACAGGAUUAAAGGAUAUUUAAAUCAGAAUGAUGACAUUGUGAAUCAAAUCUGAUCAGACUGGUUUUGGAGAGUUAAACUCUGAAUUAUAUGGAUAUUAAACUUUACUGUGGUAUAUCUUGUAAUGAAUAUUUAAUGUCAAAGAUAAAUCAUUGAAAUUUGGAAUUAAAAUAUAGAUAAAAGUUAAGUGUUCUGUUUGUUUUUCCAGUCCAUCACUUAAGUCGAAAAUGAAAUUUCUUAACAACUGGACUGC